UGUCUAUACCACCAAGAAUCACUUCUUUCAGCUGCUAUUCAAAAUCUUACGCAACUAGAAAAACUGGACUUGUCGAAUAAUAACUUGACUGGAGGAGUGCCAGAGUUUCUCGGCAACAUGAAAUCCUUGAUGGUCAUAAACUUAAGCGGGAACAAUCUUAAUGGCUCAAUUCCUCAAGCUCUACAAAAGAAAGGACUAGAGCUAUUCCUUGAAGGAAACCCCAUGCUUUGUCUCUCUAAUGCAUGUAGAAAACGAUCUAAGAAGAACGUUCUUAUGCCAAUUGUUGCAUCAGUUGCUUCUGUGGCCGUGGUCAUUGCUAUAUUGGUUUUUUUCUUUGUACUAAGAAAGAAAAAAUCAAAAACUGUAAAAGGUACACGUACGGUGAAUGAUACAUUUGCUAAUAAGAAAAGCAAAAGGUUCACAUAUUCAGAGGUCAUCAAAAUGACAAAUAAUUUUCAAAGAGUUAUAGGCAAAGGAGGUUCCGGUAUGGUGUAUCAAGGUACUGUAAAUGGUUCCGAUGUGGCUGUUAAACUGCUCUCUCAAACUUCAACUCAAGGCUAUGAACAAUUCAAAACAGAGGUUGAUCUUCUUGUGAGAGUUCACCAUACAAAUUUGGUGAGCCUCGUCGGGUAUUGUUAUGAAGGAGAUCAUUUAGCCCUCAUUUACGAGUUUCUGUCCAAUGGAGACUUAAAACAACAUUUGUCCGGAAAAGGAGGUAGAUCGAUCAUCAACUGGAGUACUCGUCUACGAAUAGCUUUGGAGACAGCACUAGGAUUGGAGUACUUACAUAUUGGAUGCACACCACCGAUGGUUCAUAGAGAUGUCAAAACUGCCAACAUAUUGCUCGAUGAGAAUUUCAAGGCUAAACUUGCUGAUUUUGGGAUCUCAAGAUCUUUCGGUGGAAGCGAAUCUCAAGAAUUCACGGAAGUUGCUGGUACUCAUGGAUACAUUGAUCCCGAGUAUUACCGUACAAACCGGUUGGCUGAGAAGAGUGAUGUAUAUAGUUACGGGGUCGUGUUACUGGAGAUGAUCACAAACAAACCUGUGAUCUCUGAAGAGUAUCACGUAGCUGAAUGGGUUGGCACUAAGCUUAACCAAUGUGAUAUAACUGAGAUCAUGGAUCCAAACCUUUGUGGGGUUUAUGACCAUAAUUCUGCAUGGAGAGCUCUUGACCUGGCAGUGUCAUGCACUGAUACUUCUUCCUCGAAACGACCAAUCAUGUCUCAGGUUAUCAACGAGCUAAAAGAAUGUAUUGCGUGUGAAAGCUCGAGGAUGAAUAAUAAUCCAGGCUUGGAAUCUCAAGAAACGAACCUUAGCUUGGAUACUUCGGUAGUUCCUCGGGCAAGAUAGUUUGAGUGUUGUAUAUCUGUAGUACCAAUAUAGACUCAACUAAUAAAAUUCUAAUUUACAUAUUUAGCCAAAUUCGUAAAAUUUUGAGGUGAAUAUGGU
Messenger RNA from Eruca vesicaria subsp. sativa (arugula), 1449 nucleotides. The record is from the annotation of a GenBank genome assembly. NCBI's taxonomy places the organism in Eukaryota, Viridiplantae, Streptophyta, Magnoliopsida, Brassicales, Brassicaceae.